This is a messenger RNA of Nematolebias whitei (Rio pearlfish), 1819 nucleotides long. RefSeq names its product coiled-coil domain containing 187 (gene ccdc187). Lineage: Eukaryota; Metazoa; Chordata; Actinopteri; Cyprinodontiformes; Rivulidae. The transcript has 7 exons. Bases 29 to 1819 code for a protein of 596 amino acids. The record is from RefSeq and is a predicted model, not a curated record.
UCAAGGAUGUGUAGAUUCCAGCAGGGAAAUGAGAGCUGAAAUGAGCCGGCCUGUAAGUGAAGAAUCAGAGGACUCGGACACAGUGUUUAACAAACAGCUCUCUUUUUGGUGCCGAAGGUUGUAUGAAAGACCCAACAGGACACCACCUCAGCAGCAAGCGCCUUCACAACAGCAGCAUGAGAGAAAUACCAGACGUUUUUCCUCUCGCAGGCGCUGCACAGAUGAGUUCAACAGCUGGCAGGAGGAGACAGAGGACUUGGAUGAGGAACGUUAUGAAAAUGAUGAUUUACAAAGCAGAACAUCUAGGAGGCAUGAUCGGGAAAGAAACUACAGAGAUGAGGGUGUGAUGAGGAGUAGGGAUCAGGAUACAGAAUGUAGGUCAACUGAGGUUGGAGAGAGGCCACGUCGUCGCAGUGAAUCGGUUAGAUCACAUGACAGAAGCAGGCACAGAAACCGAGAUCUGCCAAGGACCUGGAGUUGUAGAGACAGUUCCGACAAACAUGUUCGUUUUAAGGAUGAUAACAAAGUUUGCAGGCAGCAGAGCGAAAGCAGCAAGGUUUGGGAGAUGCUCGGCCAUAUACUCAAAGAGAGGGGAGUGCCUGUGAGGUUUGGUGGCAGCGGGGCGCCACUGCAGAUAAAACCUCAAAGCAGAGACAGCCAGGUGCUUCAGGGUAGUGAGGUCUCAUAUCGCAACUCCCAACCACAUCAGAGAGCCUUCCAGAGAGCUGCCACCGCCAGGCACAGUUUCCAUGGAGAUAUCAGGGAGAGGAGGAGACCGUCACACCAAGAGAACAGUCGAAGAGAUCACAGAGAGGACCAAGACAGGCUUAGUGACCACGAAGAGGUUCAUGAAAUUAUCAAAAGAGACUCUAACAUUGAAAACGGAGAAAGACAAGGCAGCAAGAAGUGGAAAGAGCACAAAUACACAAACUGUGACGAGAACAGAGAGAGGGACAAUCGUAACAGAGUCAGGAGGACGACGAGUGAACGCACGCAUUGGCACAAGUUCACAGAAGAAAGGUUGAGCUCUGAGGAGGAGCAGGAGGAGGAGAGAAGAGUGGAGCGUCCUAGACGAAGGGCCCUCCAGCGUAGCCAAAGCUUCAGCAACAGAAGGGCUUCCACCAGGCAUAGGUUGAGCCGCGAGGCAGCAGGGGCUUCACUGGAACCAGAGACAAGAGAGGCGAGCCUGUGUCUGGGGGAGUUACAACAGGUCUUACAAGAUGAAGAACUGGCUCGGAAGCUUCAGAAGGAAGAGGAAAAGCUGCUAAGAAGGGUAUCCCAAUCAUCUCCACGCAGUUCUUAUCCAGAAGGGGACUUCAGAGUAGCACAAGUGGCACAAGAUGAGGAAAUUGCACGCUUUAUGCAGAAGCAGGAAAUCAAGUCAAAGCGUAGAUCUCAUGAGCUCGAAGGGCCAGCGUCUUGGCAGGAGCACAGAGCAAUGAUGAGUCACCAUGACAGACGGACAGCCAGAGAAAGACCGGGUCAACGAGAGCGACUCGACUCAGAAGGCCUUCCGUCACCUACUGAAGACUGCUUCCCAGAGAACCAGCCAUCCAGCCCCAUCACCACCAUACCAAAAGCCCAACAGAUGAGAAAUGUUGCAGAAGAUUUAGACCCAACCUUCCAGGCCAGGAGGCAGGACACGGAGAGCUUCCGAGAAGGACCAACAGGUCCAGCCAGUGGGUCAUGUCCCAAAGCCCAGUCUGGCCCACAUGACUUCCUUGAGGAAGCCUCAUUCAUCCCUCCAACAAAGCGGCAAACGGACAAACCAGGAAGGAGUAAACCUAAGGAGAAGAAGGAGGGCUGCAAGCAACAAUAA